Molecule: messenger RNA, 376 nt
Organism: Blastocystis hominis
Lineage: Eukaryota; Bigyra; Opalinata; Blastocystidae
Exons: 1
Coding region: 1-264 (87 amino acids)
Source: RefSeq, a predicted model, not a curated record
AUGAAGAAGAAGAUUCUGUAUUCCAUUGUGAGCAAUCCAGGCGUUUCUCUGGUAGGAAUCGAAGGGAGGGAUGAAAGGAAGGAUCGAUUGGCGAAGCUUUUUAAUGGAGUGUUUCAGAUGGAGUUGUUGUCUCUUUGUUCGGAGAUCUGCAAGGAGUUCAAUGUGGUGUGUUAUCAAAUAAAGCGGAAGAAGGAGAUUUCGCUGGAUGAGGAUGUUUUUGAUGAUGAUGAGGAGGAGGAUGUGAUGUGUCCUAUUUCGUUGUAAGUGAUUUGGUUUGGAUUGAAGAUUGUAGACCGAUAUAUAAGAUGGAUAUUGCAAUGGAGUACUGCUUCUUUUCGUGUGAACCAUCUCUGCAUUCUUUAGUUUCAUUAUUUUA